UGCGAGCGAAAUGUAGGUUCGCCCGGGGACAGACGGGGCGGCCUAUCGCGGCAUUGGCCCCUUGGCCCAAGAUAAUCUGCAUAACGAACUCGUAUUGGCCGCCUGGUCGACGUGUGUACCUUCGUAUUGGUGUAUUUUCAGACGCAACUUCAAGGCGGGUUGUUUUCGUGCAAUGUGAAGCUGUGGUUGGUCAGGCGGUACAGCUCUGUGCCUAAAGAUCUGAACGAGCGAAGGGGGUCGAAGCGGUGAAACUUGGAAAUGUCAACACCGAAAAAAAAAAACCAAACAAAAAAAAACCAAACAAACACCGAAAAUAGCUAAAUUGUAUUUCCAGUGAAGCUUGAUGCAUUCUUAAGGUUAUAGCGUCCCCUCCGGGUUCUCUGUGUUACCACCGCUGUUUGCUGAGGUGUACGGUGGCGUUUUAAGCGGGGUGCAUGCUGACCUCUACCCAAGAGUGUGUCCUGCCAAUGGAGGACGAUGGCCAGAGUGUUGGCUAUCAUGGUGAACCUGCACCCCAAACCAGCUCUAAUUCUUCUGUUUUUCACAGCUGUGAGGAUGCGAGAAGGUCGUCUGGCUGCCAGAGGAAAUCGGGGCUGACAGGAGAGAGGGCUGCAAAACGACAGCGAGAGAACCCAUCUCCCAUCAAGCAGAGCUACAACAGGAACAACAAUGAAGACAAAGCUGAUAUUCAGGAACAGCAACAAGAAGGUAAACUGGAGAGAUUGGACGUAGAAACAAAAUUACCAGAAGACCCUCCACCAACAAAGAAAUGGGUGAUUGGUCCUCUUUUCCAGUCGUUCAAAUUUAAGAUGGCUAGUUUCACUGAAAUCGUCAUGAGUCCCAUUCGAAUCUUCAAAUCUGAUAACUCUCCACCUCCAAAAGCACCGUCUGGUCACCAUGAACAACUGACUGGCUCAAAUCUUAAACAGUCGUCUACAGAUAAGCAGGAACAGAUGGAUAUAGGAUGUGUUCACAAAGAUGAGGUGUUUUCACAAAUGCAGGCAAAGAAUACUGCCCAGAACCAGUGUAGCGUUGUACAGAGACUAGUGUUUGACUCAGACUCGAGUAAUGUAAAUAAUUCAGAAGACAAUGCUGAAAUUUCACCAAAAGGUUCCAAACGUCAGAGGGAUGCUAGCAGUUCAUCUGGAGUGGAGUCUCAGCCUGCACCAAGGAAUGAUGCAGGCGCCGUUGGCUCAGACGCUUUCGGUAUUAAGAAUCCUUGUCCAGACUCCUCCUACUGCUCACACAGCUUAACCCCAGAUGCAGAGCAGCGAGGCCAGGUGGACAGCGAGGAUACAUUUCUAGGAAUGCCCACCAGGAAAAGCCCUGGAAAAGAGUCUAAAGAUCCUCUGGAACAGGUUGCGUUCCAGGGCUCUGAUGCAUUCUCCCAGGCAAAGGCAGCUGAUUUUUCCAAUACUUUGUGCGCCCGAAAGAGGGUGGAUGACCUAAGGAAGCCCAUGGAAUGUGUACAUGAGGAUAAGGGCACUAUCGUGGAGACAUCGGGUUCGUGUGAAUCCUUGGAGAGGGAGAAAAUAGGCCAGGUAUCUAGAAGUAGGACUAGAAGGAAAAGGGACAUGAAAUGUAGAGCAGCUGCAGCCUUGGGGGUUGUGAACGACACCAGCGACGUCUCGUCUUCCUCGGUCGACGAGAAGGGUACCAUGGCGACCAGCGAUCUACAAAGCAGCACCACAAACGUGACUGGCAGGCAUGACGGUGGCGAAUGCGUCCUCACAGGAUCGUUUUCGCCAGUGCCCACGCCACCGCGAGGCACCAUGUCCGACUGCGCUCCAGGAAUCUGGGCUGCCGCACGAAAGGAGGGGCAGUGCCACGGCAGAGCCAUGCCGUGCGCGGACAGGCGGCACGAGGACUCGGAAACGGGGAGUCGCGGUGUUCACCCUGUAGUGUUUUUGGUGCCUUUGGCUUUUCCGGCUGGAGCACCGAUGGCGGGAGCAGAGUCUCCAGGGCGGGAGGCUGGCCACGCCGCUUCGGGUCUGGAGCGGACGCAACCUGUGCGCCAGUCUAAGCAUAAGCUAGAGACUUCCAGCACGACAACAGGAGCUACCACUUUGGGGCCAGCCGCCAAAAAGCCGUCGAUCCACAGCCAGCGCGCAGGUACCAGAGUGGUGAAAAAAGGGCCCAGAGUGUUUGAGGAGCAGGGAGUGUCCAUGUCUCUGACGCUGCAGGUUGCUCCGGCGGCACACGGACAUGAGGAUCCGGCAGUACCGUUUGCGCAUGCUUGCUCUGCGCCUCGGCUGAAGCGCUGCAGGACAACGCGGAAGAGGAGGGCGGAAGCGGGUGCUGCCGCGGACAACGGCCCUGACCCCUCCCCCGCGCCCAAGCUCUUUGGAGAUGGGCCUUCGGUUCCAAAAUGCGCGAGAGAUUCUGGAACACCGAAGGGUGAGGUCGACGGACUGCACUGUAAAAAUGACGUUUCAAAGAAGGCGGAGGCGAUGGUGGACAGGGAGGCCAGGAGGAGAGGUGCUCCGGAGGAUGGUGUUCCUGCAGCUCCGCCCUCAUGUAGAGGCUCCAGCCGCCUCCUGCGCAGCCUCUCUUGCCCCGACAUCCCGUCCCUGCAGGACAGCGGCCAUGCCCCUUUGGCCCCGUCGCAUGACAAAUUCCUUUUUUCCCCUUACAGGAGGUCCUCCACUGCCCCUCCCCACUCCCCCACUCACUCCCUGUACAAGCGCACUCGCCGGCACACGGUCUGUACCGUGGAAAUAGAACGGGAGAUUGCCCCCCUGUGCCUCCGCAAGGAAGUGCACCCAGUGGGUUGGGCCAGAGCUUCUGGCCAUCCGUACCCGUGUUCCCCUCCGUCGGUCCUCGCCUCCUGUUUUUUGUCAAGUCCCCUAGCGUUCCGCUCCAGCAGACCAAGUCGAGGGUGGAGUGAUGCCUGCAAAACUGGUGCGGGCUCCUCUACUCCGGUCACUCUUGUGACGCCCCUGUCAGCCUCUCCCCUAGAAUCUUUACCCGCUUCUGAGCUCAUGGUCUUCCCUGGUCCAUCUGCCUGUGGCCCUUCCUUACCUGAGUGGGCCUCAGCUUCCGUGUCCCAUCCUUGCAGUGUCCUGGAGCCUGUUCCGGGGGAGAUGGAUCACGAUGGUGACCAGCACAGAAGGGAUGUCCAUGAUGGAUUAGCUUUGGGACCAGAGCUUCCAUCCCACGCUGUAUCCGAUGAGAAACACUUGUCACACCUUGAGAUUAAGUUUCAGACUGACGUCAAGAGAGUCCAGCGCAGUAAAGUAUCUUCCAUCCGCAUCCGUAAGACUCUACCCAAGCCCCAGUACAACCUCACGCCCAUGGGUCUUCCUAAGGCUGUCCGGAUAAAGAAAAAGAUUUUCAGUGUGGAGGAAAUCUACACAAACAAGAACUUCAGCCAACCCCCGGAAGGCCGUCUAGAGACCAUAUAUGAGGUGCCUCUCAGCCGGCGGGAUGGCUCCCAGUCGCUGAUUGGUCAGAAGCGGGUGAAGCGCUUUGUCGAAUUCCCAGAACUUGGUGUGGCCAGGAAGCCAAGGAAGCCUCCCAUUGGUGCAGCUGGAGUGGGAGGAGGUCAGAGGAAAGGGGCAGGGAAUCCUGGGACAGGUAGAACCCGCAGAGGUGUUUGGGCCUCCACUAGGGAUGAAGAUGCACUUAACCUGCAGGAGGUCGAGUCGCUCCUGUGCUCCAAACUUAAUGAAUUGGACUCCUGGAUGGCGCUGGAACAGAUGGCGUACUGAAACCUGGGUAUUAUUUUUGCCAAACCUGGGAAUUUUUUUUCCCCCCCUUUGGAUGUACAAUCAGUCAGUUAUAAACUAAACCCAUCCAAGUGACAUGAAAAUACAAACACAUAGAUGUACGUUCUUGUAAUCUAUAUUAUGAAUGCUGUAUGUUUUGUACAUUUUUAUAGUUAAAAGUAUUGUCUGAUUAGUUCAAUGGCAUUAAGUGUUUGUGUGUGUACACGUGUUUGUGCAUAUAAAUUUAUGUGUAUCUUGAAUGUUUGAGAAGAGCACUUCGUUUAAUGUGUUUUUCAGGGGGGUUUUCUCCCUUCUGAUACCAGUGUUGGGUAAGUUCCGUUUGACCCUGUGCUGUAGCCAGACAAAUGGACACAGCAACAAGCCGUCGCUUUUCUAGAAAGUAUAAAGUCCUGAAGAUGACCAAGAUGCCUUGGUCAUGAAGAUGCCUUAACAAUUCACACUCAGGGUGUUUGUGUUUGUGACCAUGUGCCAUACGUCCGUAUAAUUGCCUUUGUAAAGGGGUGGG
Messenger RNA from Electrophorus electricus (electric eel), 4233 nucleotides. It is a transcript of the gene prr14, whose product is annotated as proline rich 14. Lineage: Eukaryota; Metazoa; Chordata; Actinopteri; Gymnotiformes; Gymnotidae. The record is from RefSeq and is a predicted model, not a curated record.